UACAGAACUAACGACACUCAACAAGAAUGCCUUUCGCAAUCUUCCGAAGUUGCAACAUAUUCAUCUUAAUGAUAAUUCGCAUCUAUCGUAUAUCGAUUUUGACGCCUUCCGGUCACUUUCAACACUCUCAGUGAUGCAUCUGCACAAAAGCAAUCUGACUGGUUUACACAAUCUCAGCGCUCAGAUUCCGUCCUUGCAACAGAUCACGUUGUACGGUAACCCUUUGAUUUGCGACUGUAAUUUGAAAUGGCUGCAGGGCAUUGUGCAAGAUGAAGAACGAACGACUUGCAUGAGUGAUGCCAGCGGAAAAGUAGCACGAAAAUUGAACUUUACUACCCUUGUACUUCCGGACAAAUGUGCUCCCAGGAUUGUGUACCUCUCGAUGACCACUAGUGUUUUCGAGGAUCAACUGUAUGCUUUGAAAUGUGGUGCACUCGGCAAUCCGAUGCCGUCAGUUCAGUGGCGUGGACCGAGCAUUGAGUAUUUGUCUAAUGGGCAGUAUGUGACGUUCCAAGAAAUCAGUCAUUUUGAGAGCGGUCAGUUGCACUGUCUCGCAUAUUCCGAGGCUGGAUUUACCGAACAGGCUAUCUCUGUUGGUGUUUUACCACGUCUAAAAGUGUACUUGGACAGUUUAAAUAUGCUGGAGAUUACGUGGGAUGGAGAUCUGCCAAGAGUUGCGCACAAACUUCGAGUUCGAUUUCGGUUUGAUGGAACGGAGAUU
Messenger RNA from Gongylonema pulchrum, 721 nucleotides. Lineage: Eukaryota; Metazoa; Nematoda; Chromadorea; Rhabditida; Gongylonematidae. The record is from the annotation of a GenBank genome assembly.